AUGGAUUUUUUCGCGCAGUAUCCGUUUGUUCUUGACUUAUCGACGAAGCAGCUGACACCUGCAAACCAGGUGAACCGUCAGCCGGUCGCCACGGUGUUGCCUGAGCGACCGACGACUCGUGUGUGCCGGGUGUCUGUACAGGAAACGUACGCUAUACCCCCAAACUGUGAGGUUGUGAUCCCCGGCCAUGUCGAUGAUGCUGAUUUUGAGGGAGAGGCUGUGUUCAUUGCCGACGUCGCAGUCAGUGGGUUGACGUUCCUGGACGGACUGGUUGAUGUGAAGCCGGGCGGCAGUGUUCCGGUCGUGGUGCGUAACGUGACGUCAUCCUCGGUCUCGGUGUCUAAGGGCAAGGGCCUAGGAUCAAUGGAAGCCGACUUCUCCAUUGAAGGGGAGGGGAAUGAUGCAGACAAUGGGGUGUCAAAUGGUCCCAGCUCUGGCGCGGGUUCCUUGGAGGAUUUGGUCGAUCUGUCUGAUGUGUCGCUAACGAGUCAGCAGCGGGAAAAGUUCUUUGCUCUGUUGCGCCGGUACCCCUCGUUGUUCUCAGACCAGCUUGGUCACUGCUCACUAGUUGAGCACGUAAUCGACACGGGCACUGCCAAGCCGGUGCGAUCAGCUCCCAGACGAAUUCCCCCACACCUGGAGACAGAAGUAAAGCAGCGCGUGCAGGAUAUGGUAGAUCAGGGGGUGCUGGAGCCGUCUGAUGGCACUUGGUCAUCACCGGUAGUCCUGGUGAAGAAAAGAGACGGUUCUGUGCGAAUUUGUGGGGAUUUUCGAAAACUUAACCGCGUGUGCCAGGUGCCAGCCUUUCCAAUCCCAAGGGUUGAUGUCCUACUUGACAGUCUGGGAGGUAACUCUUUGUUUUCGGUGCUCGAUCUAAAAAGCGGGUACAACCAGAUGAGCAUCCGAAAGGAGGAUCGAUCCAAAACGUCCAUCACGUUGCCGUUUGGGCUUUGGCAAUACACAACGUGCCCAUAUGGCCUCAGUGGUGCCCCGAGUUCGUUCGCCAGACUGUUGAGUCUUGUAUUGGGUGAUUUGGCUCCCACUGAUGCAGUGAGCUACUUUGAUGACAUUUUGGUUUUCUCUGGCGAGAUGUGCCGGGAACGCCCAUUGCCCGGCCCCAUAGUGUGCCUGGUAUGGGUGGGGCGCCAAUUGUAUUUCCGCCCCAAGGUGUCACAGCUGGCCGCUAUGUACCGCAACCUGUUGUUUUGCCGCACGUGCCGAUGCCGCGUCUGCCCGAGAUGCGACCUGACUGUGUGCCGCCACCUGACCCUGUACCGCUCCAUGACGCUGUGCCGCACCGGCCGGAGGUACCACAUGUUCCGCCGCCGUCCCCGCCGCCGCCGUUCGAUGCCGAGCCGCCGCGGGAUGUGGAUCAGCGGCCGCGAACUGUCACCCGUUUCGGGCGUGAGGUACGCCCCCCGAAACGGUUCGACCCUGCUCACUGGUCUUUUGAUUAAGCGUUUGUUGUGACUGUCGUUGGCAUAUUGUUCAAUAGGAGGGGAGGAGUGUAAGUAGGUAUAAUAUUAUUUAGUGGCCGAGAGCCGUGAAGGAUGCACGGCUAAAUCGUGUUCCCGGCUGUGGCGGGAAGCGGUCGCGCGUCGGCGCGCGAGCAGAGCAGAGCAGAGCGCUGGGCAGAGGGUGUGUGUGUGGAGCGCGGCCGGAGGCGCGGCUGGUUGUGUGUUGUGUGUUCGGUCAAGCUGAGAACACAGGAAUACAGAGACAUGCAGUAAGACCGGAGGCUGUAUCUGAAGACUGAGGUGUCUUACAUUAGC
Molecule: messenger RNA, 1772 nt
Organism: Amphibalanus amphitrite
Lineage: Eukaryota; Metazoa; Arthropoda; Thecostraca; Balanomorpha; Balanidae
Exons: 2
Coding region: 1-1470 (489 amino acids)
Source: RefSeq, a predicted model, not a curated record